AUGGCCAAGGAAAUCGAAGAGAAGAAGCUGAAGAAGGAGAAGAAGGACAAGAAGGAAAAGAAAGAGAAGCGUGCGGAGACUGACGGUGUCUCGAAGCCUAAGAAGGAGAAGAAGGACAAGAAGAGCAAGGAUGUCACAGAUGCUCUCUCGGCCGCAAUUGAGGAGCCUGAGGUCUCCAUGAUGGAGAUUGACAGCGGUGUUGCUGCAGAGGGUGACGAGCCCUCCGGCGCACUUGUCCCCUUCGCCUUCCCUCUCGCAGACAACGACAAGGAGGUCAAGAAGAUCCUCAAGACUGUCAAGAAGUCCGCAAAGACCAAGACUCUCCGCCGUGGUGUCAAGGAAGUCGUCAAGGCUCUCCGCAAGUCGCAAGGCUCUGGAAACACCGCCGACAUUAACGACCCGUCUGCCAUCGUCGUCAUCGCCGCCGACAUCUCGCCUAUGGAUGUUAUCUCGCACAUCCCCGUCCUGUGCGAAGACCACGGCAUUCCUUACAUCUACAUCAAGUCGCGCGCACAGCUUGGAGAGGCCAGCGCAACGAAGAGGCCCACCUCCGUGGUCAUGGUUGCAAAGGCCGGGUCAGGCAAGAAGGCUAAGGACGUCAAGGACGACGACACAAAGGAAUUCGAGGAGGCAUAUGGCGAGCUGCAGAAGCUGGUUUCCAAGGCGGCAAAGACGGUGCGCAAGUAAGCGCUGCGACAGGAGCAUGUGAUGCGUGUAGCAUUUCCUGAUGCAUGGCUGCAUGUUGGAUUCUUACUGUGCAAAAUGGGAGAGGCGUACGGCGUUACGACCAAAUCUACUGGGCAUUACGUCCCGGUGUUGUUUAUCAUCUUCUGAGUGUGGGCGUAUGUCAAAUAUCAUGAACAAACGACUCAAUCAACGCAAUGAAACGUCCAAACUUAUACUGACCUUCAAGUUGGGUACCAUGUAACUAAUCCUCAGUGCGUACUGAGAGCGCACAUAUCG
This is a messenger RNA of Boeremia exigua, 963 nucleotides long. Its product is annotated as 50S ribosomal protein L30e-like protein. Gene Ontology annotation, cellular component: box H/ACA snoRNP complex. The transcript is spliced from 2 exons. Lineage: Eukaryota; Fungi; Ascomycota; Dothideomycetes; Pleosporales; Didymellaceae. Bases 1 to 687 code for a protein of 228 amino acids. Gene Ontology annotation, molecular function: box H/ACA snoRNA binding. Gene Ontology annotation, biological process: rRNA pseudouridine synthesis; ribosome biogenesis; snRNA pseudouridine synthesis. The record is from RefSeq and is a predicted model, not a curated record.